GCUGAUCACCAUUCACCACUGCUGUUGCUAAAGCCUUCAUUUGUCUUGUCUCUUCUUGAUUUUCUUUCUUUUUUCUUUUUUUUUUUUCCCAGCACAAGAAAUUCACUUUUAGACUUUUCUUUCUUGAUUUUCGAUCUCCUUCCUUACUAUAUUCAUCGGUUUCCCACAACUCUGUCUCACGUUGAGACUUUACUCCUCAUCGAGAUGCUCGAACGCAAGGCCUUCAAGAUGAAACGGAUGUGGAUGUUGGCUUUAUGGUAAAACUACGCUUUUGUCCUUCCUCUCGCCCCCUCAUGGCAGUUAUGAUCACACCUCUAAUUAGCAGCGCUACCACCGGAGCCGCCACCAAGCUUUAUGCUCGAAUUCCUUCGUUUUGGUUUUCCCUCAAUACUCACCCUCCCGGCCUUGGACCGUAAGUUGCAUUGUGAUAAUGUUCUUUUCUUUUGUUUUCUUGAAAACCCAUAGCUUUAUAUUUUGGAAUAGUGUAAGGUGACUUGGAUUUUUAGUUGAAAGUUUCUGGCUUUUGAUGAUUUUGUGGGUGGGAAAGAAAGAAAGAUUGAGUCUUUAUGGGUUGAAAACUUGAAAUUCCAACAUAUAUACUUCAUUCAAGACUUUUUGUUUCUGAAAUUCCACCUAUUUGGUACCCAUAUUGUUUGGUGAUAAAGCCAUAGUAAAGAAUGGCUUAUGGGGGGACGGUUGAUCAAUUUGUAGGGGAUUUAGGGGAGUCUAGUGGGGAUUGGGGAAAUGGGGAAAAAGGAGUUUCUCAAUCCUUGGUUUUGGAUAGUGAGAAAUGUGAGUUGGUGAAGACUUGUGGAGUGGUGAGGAAGAAAGGUGAGGAUGGUGGAUUAGGUGUUAAAACCACAGCUGCUUUGAAGAGCCACAGUGAGGCAGAGAGGAGGAGAAGGGAGAGGAUCAAUGCUCAUCUUGCCACCCUUCGCAGCCUUGUUCCCUCAAAUGAAAAGAUGGAUAAAGCUGCAUUGUUAGCUGAGGUCAUUCGACAGGUAAAACAGUUGAAGGAAAGCGCGAGACAAGUGAGUGACAGUUUGUUUCUUCCGAUGGACUCUGAUGAGAUACAAGUCGAACAAGUGAGUGGGACUGCAGGAGAAGAUGGGACUCGUUUUUUCCAGGCGUCUAUUUGUUGUGAUUACAGGCCAGAAUUGUUGUCUGAUUUAAGGCAAUGCGUCGAUUCCCUUGGCUCGAAUCUGGUGAAGUCAGAAAUCUCGAUCUUGGGGGGUCGAGUUAAGUGUUUGUUCUUCUUCAGAGAUGUCAUCCACGGGGGCAAUGGAAGAAGCGAGGCGUGGGAGGUUCUCGUGAGGUCCAUUCAGCAGACUCUGAGGUCUGUCCUGGAGAAGGAUUCGAAGCCACCUGAGUACUCAAAGAUAGCGCCGUAUCCGAAUAAGAGGCACCGGAUUUCUUCCUUCGAUUCUGCAUACUUGGCAUGAAUAUAUCAAGUGUUAUACACUGGUAUGAUUGUAAUGGUAUAUAUCAGUGAUAGCUUCAUCCAACACCUUUGUUAAAGUCCACAUAAUAAGAUAUGUUGCAUGUACCCUUACCAAGUUAUUUGAGGUAUUGCUUCUUGGUCAAGGAUGUGUUGUUUUCCUACAAUAAUGUAAUAUAUAUUAUGACACUUUAAUAUUUGAAA
This is a messenger RNA of Ipomoea nil (Japanese morning glory), 1642 nucleotides long. RefSeq names its product transcription factor bHLH30-like. The transcript has 2 exons. The record is from RefSeq and is a predicted model, not a curated record. The coding region runs from base 678 to 1442 and encodes 254 amino acids. Lineage: Eukaryota; Viridiplantae; Streptophyta; Magnoliopsida; Solanales; Convolvulaceae. Gene Ontology annotation, molecular function: DNA-binding transcription factor activity; protein dimerization activity. Gene Ontology annotation, biological process: regulation of DNA-templated transcription.